GACGAGGGGGCAGAAAGAGAUUGACUCAUACAUGAAAUAAAAACAGAAGGAGACACAAGUGCAUUUUUGCAAUAUACGAUUGUUCAUCAUGGAUUACACAGUGCCAAAUGAAAACUAUACAACAACCAUAUCUCCCUCCACAUACUUCUUGCAAUACAAUACUUCAUUGAACUCAAGGAAUUUGACCACUCUGGCUGAGAUUAUAGAUGAUUGUAACAAAAAUAGACCAAUCAUUGUGCGUGCAUAUAUUCAGAUACUUAUCCUUGUACUUGGCCUUCCUUCAAAUGCAGUCCUCCUCUGGCUGCUAGUAAAGAACAGAAAGACUAUGUCACCCUCCGAGGUUUUAGGUCUCAACUUUGCCCUACUAGGUGUGCUUUUCUGCCUUGCUCUUCCAGUGGAUAUCCGUAUAACAAUUGCUCAGGACCGCUCAGGACUACCACUGCGCAUUUCACAAGUCUUUUCCACCAUCUGUUACUUCGGCAGCCCACUUUUGCUGACCUGUAUGUGCUUGGAGCGCUACAUUGCUGUGGCAUACCCUGUGCUUUAUAUGAGUGCUGCAUGCUCUGCUGUCAUCUGGUUUCUCACCUGCAUCAUGGCAGCAUUCAUGUUUCUCUACACUAUCGCUGGCAUGGCUUUGAUUUUAUCCAUCAUUUUGAAUGUGCUGUUUUUAGUCAUGGUGGCCUGCCUGGUAGGCAUUGUAUGUGUGUUGUGUAAAAAGGGCCCAGGUGAAGGGGACCAAAAUAAUUCAGCUAUAAAGAAGCAAGCUCUAAAGAAUGUUGUAGCAAUAUUUGGGCCCUCAGCUCUAACCUAUUUUCCAAUGCUGGGUCUGGCCCCUUUUCUGCUGAUAAUCCAAAUCCUUGUACUAAAAGACACAAAUAGGGAUCUCUGUCAGUUUCUGAUGAUGUUCGCUGUUCUCCCCUAUUUUGGAGUUUGCUUGGGGCCCAUGUUCUACAUGGCCCGGAUGAAGCGAAUGCUCUGUGGCAGGAGUAAUGAAUCAGGAGACACAAGAGAGACCACUACAGUCCAGAGAAAGUAAGAUUCAAUUUAGUCAAGUACGAUUUUAUAAUUUAUAUGAAUAUUUUUGUUCAUAACUUGGUGCGUUUUCUUCCUCUUGUUUUUUGUUUUUCCAAAAAGGUUAAAUAUAAGAUACAAACAUGCAAACCUAUGAAAUUAUUUACUUACAAACCUAUUAACCUAUUAGCAUAUACAAUAUAGGGCAAAAUGUGGCCACCUGACCAUCACAUCCUAUUCUAAAACCAUGUGUGUUAAUAUGGAUAUAAUUAAAUCAACAAAUUGUCUUGUUUCUGCAAGUAUUUAGGCAAAGAAAAACAUCAC
This is a messenger RNA of Hemibagrus wyckioides, 1335 nucleotides long. Its product is annotated as C-X-C chemokine receptor type 2-like. NCBI's taxonomy places the organism in Eukaryota, Metazoa, Chordata, Actinopteri, Siluriformes, Bagridae. Gene Ontology annotation, molecular function: G protein-coupled receptor activity. Gene Ontology annotation, biological process: positive regulation of Rho protein signal transduction; phospholipase C-activating G protein-coupled receptor signaling pathway. The record is from RefSeq and is a predicted model, not a curated record. The transcript is spliced from 2 exons. The coding region runs from base 89 to 1036 and encodes 315 amino acids. Gene Ontology annotation, cellular component: membrane.